CACGGCGCACUCUACCCAGUGCACAACUGCACUUCUACACUCGCCGCCCAUCCAGCGUUCUACGGCUGUUGCAUCGCGGAAAUAUAUUUUCGAAAAGGGCAAACACAAAAAAAAAGAAUAUUCCGUCUCUGCCAUGGCGUCGCCCGCGUCGUCGCGCGACAGCCUGAGCAGCCCACCUCAUUCUCCCGAGAUGGGCGCUGCGAUGCAGAAGAAUGGUGUUGCAAACGCUGAUGGCACUACCGCGCCGGGGCCCAACCCCAACACUACCACAAACACCACAACGGCAAAGUCUUCAACCACAACAACAACAACGCCGCGAUUGACACAAGCUGGCUUACCGCGCAAGAAACCCGGACCCAAGCCUAAACCCAAGGAUCCCAAUGCCCCCGAGAAGAAGACACGGAAGCCACGCAAGCCCGCAGAGCCUAAAGACCCAGCUGCAGAGCCUCCCAAGCGCAAGAGAAGGACCAAGGCAUCGCUCGACGCCCCAGCCAUUGUCGAGCCGACCGACGAGAAGCCCACCGCCCAGCCAGGGCAGACGUUGGCCGAAACUCAGAAUGCUGCGACUGUUGCGACUGCUGCGCCUGCACCCGUCAACGCCGUCAAACACGAGCAGUUGCCCUCGGCGCACCCGCCCGCCGUUACGCAGGCGCCUCGCGCAUCCAGCAAUCCAAGCAAUCCGAGCAAUCCGGCACCCGUAUCCAACCCUCCACCACUGCCAUACUCUCCUCCUGCACCCAGCACUCCCGACCGCGGCCGCGUAGAAGGGCCCGCCUCAGUACCCCCCGCCAUGCCCUCCAGCAUGCUCAGCGCAAGCGUCUCGCCUGCUCUCGCCAAUCUUCUGCAUCCGACGAGCUCCGUCUCCCACCACCAGAUCCCCCGCCUGCAGCAGCAACAACAGCAGCACAUCUCCGUCACUUCUGCCCCGGCGUCCCCUGGCCCCUCUGCCUCGCGAUCCGACAAGCAGCCGCUGUCCCAGCCCGCGACGCAGAUUCCAGACGAGACGAGCACCGUGAAUCAGGACGUUGACAUGGUCGACGUAGCCUCAAUCGCCACAACAGUCAGCGACGCGCACAAACCUCCUCAAAAGAAGACCACCCCAAUCGCCACCAAGGUAGCUCAGUUCAAAGACACGCUGCCGCCCUUGCCCGCAGGCAGCGGCCUCUUGUCUGGCACUCCGUUUGGGCCCGUCAAUGGUGCCUCCAGUGCGCCUGCAGAACCUCAAGGCGUCAACAUCUGGCUCCGGUUCCCCGUCAAAGGAAAGAACAAUGUCACAAUCAAUUACGCUCAGGAGGUCGAAAAGAAUUACGGAUUCACGGCAUUGCAUCCAAAACUGGCUGCUCGUAGGGAGCGUCUACGCCAGGUGACCGCAGCAGGCGACGCUCUCGAAAAGGCUGCCGGUGCUGCCUCCAACGACGACAUGUCUCUGGACCUCUCCGACGGCGAGAGCAACGUCGAAAUGGGCGGAACGGAGAAGGAACAGGCUGUCGGCGCCAAUGGCGUCAAGAAGAGGCGCAAGAGAAAGCAAGAGGAUUAUGACAAAGAUGAUGACUUCAUAGACGACACCGAGUUGGCGUGGGAGCAGAAGGCCCUCAUGGUUAAAGAUGGCUUCUUCAUCUAUAACGGACCGCUGAUCCCGCCCGAUGAAAUGCCCACUGUGGAGAGGGAAGAUGGCACCGUCAAACGUGGCCGAGGCCGUGGCCGUGGUGGCUCUACCCGUGGCGAAACGUCUGGACGCGGACGAGGGCGCGGCGGCGGACCUGGAUCGCGGGGAGGGGGCGGUCCUGGUUCACGCGGAGGUCCUGGUUCCCGUGGAGGUCCUGGCUCCCGCGGCGGUAAUACCGUCCGCAAACCCCGUGUCACCAAGGCCGACCGCGCUGCAAUGGAGCAAGAGAAGCUUGAACGUGAGAAGCUGGCUCAAACCAUGGCAGCAAAGGCGCCGACGAGCCAGCCCGUCACGGCUGCCGCGACUCCCGUUUCUUCCUGAUUUCGGGACACUGGUUUAUCGUACGACUGCGAGCAGCUGUUCUUUGUACAAUGUCUCUGUACGAUAUCAGCAUUUGUAUUCUCCCGGGAUUCGUUGCAUGGGGUGGCACUCUCUUAGGAGACGUCACG
This is a messenger RNA of Westerdykella ornata, 2115 nucleotides long. RefSeq lists its product as uncharacterized. The record is from RefSeq and is a predicted model, not a curated record. The coding region runs from base 134 to 1987 and encodes 617 amino acids. The transcript has 2 exons. Lineage: Eukaryota; Fungi; Ascomycota; Dothideomycetes; Pleosporales; Sporormiaceae.